This is a messenger RNA of Mytilus trossulus (common blue mussel), 1353 nucleotides long. Its product is annotated as archaemetzincin-2-like. The record is from RefSeq and is a predicted model, not a curated record. NCBI's taxonomy places the organism in Eukaryota, Metazoa, Mollusca, Bivalvia, Mytilida, Mytilidae. Gene Ontology annotation, biological process: proteolysis. The transcript has 4 exons. Gene Ontology annotation, molecular function: metallopeptidase activity. Bases 142 to 1284 code for a protein of 380 amino acids.
CUUGAUUGCACAACAACACAAGAAAACAGCUGACAGUGUCAGUAACAGUACAUGAGUACAGUUAACAUGAUAUUGAAAGAAAGAACAACAGUUUUAAACCAUUGAUACUGGCUUAUAUAUGGAUAUCUGAAGUCAAUAGAUAUGCCAAAAGUAAGAACAAAGAGGACUAAAACUGUGAAGUAUAUACCUUAUGCCUCUGGCUAUAUUCCUCCUUCCAAUGGAGAACAAAUUGAAGCUGUGGGGUAUGAUGGUAUUAUACCACCUGAAUAUAAUUUUCAGCCUGAUAAAGAUUUUAUAUUUUUCAAUCCAAUCCCAACACCAACAAGUAUUGAUGAUUGGUUAGCACAGUAUGUAGAUCCUGGUCAGACCUAUGCUGAUUAUUUAUCGACAUGCUCAUGGUUAUCACCAAGUCCAGUCAGUGGUAUUAAUCAAAAGUUUGUUCCAACUGGUACUAAUCUAGGUGACAAAUAUCCUGACGGGAAAAUAUAUCUUUUACCGAUUGGGAAGUUUAGUGGCAAAGGCUUUGUCCACUUCAAUGAACUAGCAAAGUUUGCUGAAAUAUAUUUAGGAAUAACUGUUGUUAUUCUAAAUGGAAUUGAUAUUGAUGUGAAUUUCACAGAUAAAAAAGUUUAUUGGACAAACAGUGUUUCAGAAAGCUCAUCUAAUGGUGAGAGAUCAAUAUCUCCUAACAAAAUGGCUUUGGAAAGUAGAUUCUAUGGCAAACAUCACCAGAUAGGAAUAGCCAGUUUGUUAUAUAUGCUCCGUCAAAACAUUCCCAAAGAUGCCUUGUCAGUGAUAGGAUUAACAAUGAGUGAUUUAUACAGAGAACAAUCAGACUUAUUUGUUGCUGGUUGGGCUGCUGGUGGAGAUCAUGUGGCAGUAUUCAGUUUCUUCCGUUAUGAUCCGUCACUCACUUUUUCCAAUGCUGAUUGGUAUAAUAUUCGUAGAAAUCAGCGUAUGUCUCAGGAACAUAUUCAGAAGCUAACAUUCCAAAGAAGUUGUAAAUUACUUGUGCAUGAGAUAGGGCACUUAUUGGGUAUAGGACAUUGUAUAUUCUUUGAUUGUUGUAUGAAUGGUUCAGGACAUUUAGCAGAAGAUUUUCGUCAGCCUAUGCAUCUUUGUCCAGUGGACUUACAUAAACUGCAAACACUUGUGGGAUUUAAUGUUUUAACAAGAUAUGAAAAUCUCCUCAAAUUUUAUCAGCAUCAUGGUAUGAAAGAUGAGGCUGAAUGGAUAUCCAGACGUAUUGACUUUAUAAGAAAUGCACCAAUAGAAAUAAUUUAAAACCUUGAGUUCUUGACAGUUCUAUUCUCCAUUAUAAUCACUUUCAUUGACAUUGUUUUAGUUUGAUAA